AUGGGUACCACACCCACGGUGCAAGUGAAAGCUCGCGGUAUCUGUGACAGCCAGGUCAUGGCUUCUGAAAACAGAUUGAUUGAGCAAAGUCUCGGCACAGCUUUACAAGCAAAGAAGCCGUCAAAUGGGCGAAGUCAAAUCUCCGAUGAAAACUACAUCAGUUGCAUGAUCCUGUUAUUUUUACUCUUUUCGAGCGCAAUGAAUCGUAUCACUGCCGUUGAGAAGGAAACAGAGCGGCUAGUAGGUACAUCGACGGCUUCAGUGCUCAAAGUUCACCGUCCACCUUUGGAUCUGGCAUUUGCCCCGAUGACUUUGGUAUCGGAUCUGUUGGCUCAAGCACAGAGUACACAAGUUCCGCAGGGAAAGAAGGGAAAUUACAAGAUCACGUUCCCUAUCAAGAACUCCCGGCUACCAUUAGUAAAAUACGAGGCUGGCCCAAGCUGA
Molecule: messenger RNA, 444 nt
Organism: Penicillium antarcticum
Lineage: Eukaryota; Fungi; Ascomycota; Eurotiomycetes; Eurotiales; Aspergillaceae
Exons: 2
Coding region: 1-444 (147 amino acids)
Source: RefSeq, a predicted model, not a curated record